Silurus meridionalis is the source of this 515-nucleotide messenger RNA. RefSeq names its product ubiquitin like 5 (gene ubl5). The transcript has 5 exons. Gene Ontology annotation, molecular function: protein binding; protein tag activity. NCBI's taxonomy places the organism in Eukaryota, Metazoa, Chordata, Actinopteri, Siluriformes, Siluridae. Gene Ontology annotation, biological process: mRNA splicing, via spliceosome; protein modification process. The record is from RefSeq and is a predicted model, not a curated record. Gene Ontology annotation, cellular component: cytoplasm; nucleus. The coding region runs from base 104 to 325 and encodes 73 amino acids.
UGAGUUUCCUGCGAUCUGAUUGGUUAAGGCGUUGCUUUUGUCCCCUCCCUUUCACUACAGUUUACUUUACGGCAGAGUGUCUCUAAACGUCAGCGGUGCAGAGAUGAUUGAAGUUGUGUGUAAUGACCGACUGGGCAAAAAGGUCCGAGUCAAGUGCAAUGGUGAUGACACUAUCGGGGAUCUGAAGAAACUGAUCGCAGCUCAGACGGGAACCAGGUGGGACAAAAUUGUCCUGAAGAAAUGGUACACCAUUUUUAAGGAUCACGUGUCACUGGCAGACUAUGAGAUCCACGAUGGCAUGAACCUGGAGCUGUAUUACCAGUAAAAGCUGGAGAUGAGACCCAACACACACACACGCACACACUGGACAUUUUACACACAUGUAUUUCUCUACUUCACACACAUUUUAUAGAUGACCAGUCAGCUCAUUUCUCCAACAGAAAACAUUGCAUUAUAACUUUAAUUUCAAUUGUUCUUUUUUGGUAUUUGGAAAUAAAAUCAAUAUUUAUUUCAAA